GUUUUAGAGCUGACUCAGAAAUACUGUGAGGAGCGGGAAAUUCCUUUUCCAAAAAUCAAAUUGAGUGAGGAAGACCGAAAGAAGCCAAGAGAGUGUUACAUGUUUGUGGAUGAUGAUAACCCAAAGGCUCCAGUUGUGGUCCAUUUCCCAUUGGUGAAUGACACCUUCCAGAAAUACAAAGCUCCAGGAGUUAAACGUGAGUCUGAAGAAGAGAAAUCCUUUGGUGACUUUGUCAUUGAGUCAAAAGAUUCUCCUUACCGUACACUAAAUUUCACCUUUGAGCCGUACGAUUUCCACCGGUUAGUGGAAGUGAACCGCUACAAUGUUCUGAACAGCAAGGACAUUCUCUUCAAAACCUUAAACUUGGCUCUGCAAAGGAGAAGAGUAGAAAACAUUCGCUGUGACUUGGGGGUUGGGAAGCCAGAAGUGCCUCGGUUGUGCUGGCUUACUGUAAAAAUUAUAAGUGUGAGAAAUCUCCGUAAAGCAGACCUGUUGAGCCUAACUGAUUGCUACGUGAAGCUAUGGCUGCCCACAGCUUCAUGUCGGGAAGCCCGGACGAAAACUGUACGCAACUGCAGAAACCCUGUCUGGAAUGAAACCUUCCACUUCAUGAUACAAAGUGCAGUCAAGAACAUCCUGGAGAUGACAGUCUGCGAUGAGGAUACUUUCACACCAGAUGACCAACUUCUGACGGUUCGCUUCGACGUAGCUAAAAUCCAACCUGGUGAAAAAGUUCACCUGAGUUUUGAGUUGAAUCCAGAGUCUCGUGAAGUUUCCUGUUUGGGAGUACAGGUGGAUAAAACAGAAAUGAAGAGCCCUUACACAAGGAGAGAUUUCACGUUCACAAUGAAAGGAUCCUAUGAAGAAGCCCAGGAUGUUUCCAUAGGUACUCGCUGUAGCCAGGGAGGCAGCAAAACCACCAUGUUCCACUACGUCAAGCACAGUCAACCCAGGCUGCAUAUGGCGCUGCCAAAGGAGCGGUUUUUCUGCAGUCAUUGCUCAGCUAGGAGGGAAAUGGGUGUAAGUAAUCCUCUGGCUGUGCCUCUGCAUUCUCUGGACUUGAGAAAGAAAGUGACAGUGAUGAGGGGUGAAUCUUAUGAGGUGUCUGUGAAGGAAGAAGAUGGUUGUAAGAAUUUAGAUUUACGGUUGGAGUUUGGUCUGUGCACGGAGGAGCAGGAUUUCAUCUGCAAAAGGAAGAAGGUGGUUGCUGCUGCUCUAAAAAAUGUUCUUCAGCUAGAUGAAGACCUGAAGGAGGAUGAGGUGCCAGUGGUGGCCGUUGUGACUACAGCAGGUGGCGUACGGUCCAUGACAGCUAUGUUUGGCAGUCUUCUGGCUCUACAGGAGUUAGGCGUUUUGGACUGUCUCUCAUACAUCAGCGGUUUAUCUGCCACAACAUGGACCAUGGCUAAGUUGUAUGAAGAUGCAAAUUGGUCACAGAAGGAUCUCAGAGGGCCAAUUGAUGAUAUCAGGAAACAUGUGACCAAGAGCAAGCUACACUGUUUCUCAUUGGAUCGUAUGAAAUACUAUGAAAAAGAGCUUUGUGAAAGAAAGCAAGAGGGGCAUAAGCUGUCCUUUACAGAUUUAUGGGGACUCUUCAUUGACUGUAUGCUACAUCAUCAGGAAAGUACUCAAAAACUCUCUGAUCAGCAACUGGCAAUAAAUCAGGGGCAGAAUCCACUGCCCAUAUACCUGUCCCUCAAUGUCAAGGAUGACUUUAGCACCCUGGAUUUUAAAGAGUGGAUGGAGUUCACACCUUAUGAGGUGGGUUUUCUGAAAUAUGGGGCCUUUGUUCGUGCAGAGGAUUUUGGUAGCGAGUACUUCAUGGGUCACCUGAUGAAAAGGAUACCAGAGUCCCGCAUCUGCUUCUUGAAAGGCACAUGGAGUAAUAUAUUUUCCCAGAAUUUUAUGGACGCUGUCUACCUUUCGGGUCAUUCAGAUGACUUCUGGCACAGAUGGACCCGAGGCACUCAGCAUGAUAUUGAGGAACACCCUGCUCUGCCCAAGAAGUCUCAUGAACAGGCAACUUCCUUAUCCAUUCCCAAAGGUUUCCUUUCCAACACUCUUCGAGAAAUGAUGACAGGACGGCCAGUGGUUUCAACUUACCAUAAUUUCCUCAAAGGCUUGCAGCUGCAUAACAAGUAUUCAGAGAAUGAGAACUUUUGCAUGUGGAAGGACACAGUGCUUGAUUCUUCUCCCAACCAGCUGAAUGAAAUGGAUGACUACCUCAAGCUGGUAGAUACAGCUUUCUUCAUCAACACCAGCUGCCCACCCAUUCUGAGGCCAGAGAGGAAAGUGGAUGUCAUUUUGCAUCUAAAUUACAGCGGAGGAUCACAGGCUCUGCCACUGGACCUGUUCUCAAAAUACUGUUUGGAGCAUGGGAUCCCAUUCCCUGGCACGCAGCUGAGCCAGGAAGACCGAGAACACCUGAAGGAGUGCUAUGUGUUUGAGGACAGCUUAGAGGCACCAAUCAUGGUCUAUUUCCCACUGGUGUGUGAUACCUUCCAAAAAUACAAGGCACCAAAUGUGGAGCGCAGUUCCACAGAGAUGGAGCAGGGAAGAGUAGAUGUGUCCAACUGUGUUGGUCCCUAUGGCACUGGUCUGCUUACAUAUACUGAAGAGAAUUUCAACAAGUUGCUGAACCUGUGCAGCUACAACAUCCUGAACAAUAAACAUUUAAUUCUUCAGGCUUUGCGAACCGCAGUGGAACGAAAGAAGCGAUUUAAAAACUGUCCAUCAACUAAGUCUAAACUGUCUUAA
Eurypyga helias (sunbittern) is the source of this 2757-nucleotide messenger RNA. RefSeq names its product cytosolic phospholipase A2 epsilon-like. The annotation marks the transcript as partial. Gene Ontology annotation, cellular component: cytosol. Lineage: Eukaryota; Metazoa; Chordata; Aves; Eurypygiformes; Eurypygidae. The transcript is spliced from 20 exons. The record is from RefSeq and is a predicted model, not a curated record. Gene Ontology annotation, biological process: glycerophospholipid catabolic process. Gene Ontology annotation, molecular function: calcium-dependent phospholipid binding; calcium ion binding.